AUGCCUGACCGUCUAGUCGAUGCAGCAGACAUCCUGAUUCUCCCAGGAGGCGCACCCGGAGCUAAGACCUUCUGUCAGAGCGAGGACGUCUUGCGAUUGAUUCGCGAGUUCCGAAACGAAGGGAAAUGGGUCGCGGCAAUCUGUGCUGGAACCACCGCGCUUGUUGAGAGUGUCAAGUCACCCCGUGCAGAAGGCGAGGCUGCUAAGAAGUGCAAGGUCACAUCGCACCCGUCCGUGAAACAGGAGAUUGUGGAUGCUGGCUGGACCUAUGCGGACGAUAGCGAAAGAGUCGUAGUUGACGGCAAGAUCAUUACAAGCCGUGGUCCAGGCACUGCCAUGUUAUUCUCGCUUACCAUUGUCGAGAAGUUGGCUGGAAAGGCGAAGAGGGAUGAGAUUCAAGGACCGAUGAUCUGCGCCGAGACUCUGUGA
Aureobasidium uvarum is the source of this 429-nucleotide messenger RNA. Lineage: Eukaryota; Fungi; Ascomycota; Dothideomycetes; Dothideales; Saccotheciaceae. The record is from the annotation of a GenBank genome assembly.